AUGCAGUGCGAUAUUUGUUUCCGAACAGGCGGGCCAAAGUUGCCUUUUUUAUGUCCUACUGACGCAAGAAAUCGCCUUUAUGAUUUACGGUUCAGGCAUGCGAACGCUCUCGUUGAAGGGAACGCAGCUGAGCAAGAUGUGAGCGCUGCCCUUGAAGAGAGAACAAAUAGCAGCCAAUCAACAGUUUCCAUGGCGCGAGUUGAAGUCACAGAGAUACAGGCUAAAAUGAGUCAAGCGGCUUAUCGAACGCAGCAUAUAAUCACCAAGGCAGAGGAGCUGAGAGACAACAUUGAGAAAGCUAAGCAAGACCUUGCUCGUAGAAAGAACGUACUAUCCCGCAGGAAAACCAUCCUAGCAUCUGUAUUAAAUGGUAUAGAAGACCAAAGAAAUAAACAGAUUAAUGAUAUCGAAAAAGCAAUUAGAGUUGUUAAAUUUAAGUGGAAUCAAAAUCACACUACAUCAGCGUCUGCCAGAGCCUUUCUUUGUGGCGAGGCCGCGCGCCUAUACGGGUUGAAAUGUGUCAAAAAUAAGAAUGGUAAAGAUGAAUAUAAAAUUGGAUCCAUUCCAAUCAUAGAAUUGCGACGACUUAACACCGUUACAGCAGCCCAAAUAUCAACCUCCCUCUCACAUAUCGUGCAUCUUCUCAUGCUCUCAGCUCAUUACCUCGGUAUACGUCUUCCUGCAGAGAUUACUCUCCCACAUCGAGAUUACCCACUGCCAACCAUACUACCUUUACAAUAUUCAUAUAAAUCAAAUAAUUUGCCACAUCAGAGUAAUUCUCACUCGACAUUCAGUCCAGGGGUUUCCCUUCAACUCGAUCAGUCCGAUCAAUCUCGACCCCGACCUCUAUUUAUCAACAAGCCAUUGCCUAUUAUCGCUUGCGAAGAUCCCACAGAACAUGCUUUAUUCUUGGAGGGUGUUAGCUUGCUAGCCUAUAACAUUUCGUGGUUGUGUGAAAGUCAAGGGAUGGUAAUUGGAGAAGACGGUAAUAUGAUGGAGAUCUUUGACAUAGGGAGAAACAUGUUCGCUUUAUUGAUAGGAGUCCAUCCUCGGCCAUACUUUGGGUCUCGAGCUACUCUAGCCCCAUGUACGCCAGCUCGGGGCCGACGAAAUAUUGAGCCUGAAACUACCAGUAGAAUAUCUUCGUACCCCACCAUGCUAGGAAAGUACUCACAUAGUACGGCACAUUCUUUCUUAGGAAAUGCUGAAGGGACGGGCAUGAUUUUGCGAUGGAAACUCCCGAGUCCAACAAAGUUAUGUGACAACCUUAGAUCAGAACUAAUGAGCGAAAUCGCGAACGCAGAAUGGGAAGUAUUGAACGCCGAUGCGUGGACUAUAGAUGAUGAUGAACCGAUGGGUCAUGAUGGGGUAAUGAUUCGGGCUAAGGAGGAAUCAGAACGGGGUCCUAGCUUGGGCAUGCAGAGCUUCUUAAGCAUAAAAACCGUCAUGGAUGCCGCCGAAACAUUAAGAGCCGAGAGAGAAAGUAGAAUUGUGACGAGUGGCUGGACAAAGCUGAAACCUAGGUAG
This is a messenger RNA of Blumeria graminis f. sp. triticale, 1527 nucleotides long. NCBI's taxonomy places the organism in Eukaryota, Fungi, Ascomycota, Leotiomycetes, Helotiales, Erysiphaceae. The record is from the annotation of a GenBank genome assembly.